Didymosphaeria variabile is the source of this 1719-nucleotide messenger RNA. RefSeq lists its product as uncharacterized. Gene Ontology annotation, biological process: carbon catabolite repression of transcription. NCBI's taxonomy places the organism in Eukaryota, Fungi, Ascomycota, Dothideomycetes, Pleosporales, Didymosphaeriaceae. The record is from RefSeq and is a predicted model, not a curated record. Gene Ontology annotation, cellular component: cell tip; nucleus; cell division site. The transcript is spliced from 7 exons. The coding region runs from base 1 to 1719 and encodes 572 amino acids. Gene Ontology annotation, molecular function: protein binding.
AUGACAGGUACAUACAUAUUACGAGACGACCUGCACCUGGCGACGCCGCCGCCGCACCCCUCUGAAGCGCCCGUACACAAUCCGAACCCACUCGCGACCACGGUGAACCCGCCAACUGCGGGAACGAAACUGUCGAUCGUAGUGGUUGCACCUCGCCAGCAAUCACAUUCACGGUUGUUCCGGCUCGAUACCGCCAACAGCGCUCGCUCGCAGCUACCGCCAAGUAUACAAGAGUCGCCAAACGAAUCGAACAGCCAGGCCAGUGACUCGGGGUCGCAGAGUGUGAACGGGAAUGGUAUUACGGCAUCUCCGCGCGAAGGUCUCCAUGCCCCCGCGUAUGGGUCGGGAAAUUCGGCGCUGGCGAUUUUGAAUGGGAAAGACAGCAAGGAUCCACUAAAGAGGCGGAAACCCAAGAGCAAUAUUGUGAAGAGCAACUCCUCAUUCGUGUCCAGAGUUAUUCCUCAUGAAGCUCUCACCAAGCGACUGCAGGAGCACAACCCCAACGGAUUGUACGCUUUCGCGAAUAUUAAUCGCGCUUUGCAGUGGCUUGACUUGACCUCACCAACCAAGGAAGAGCAUCUCACGAAGAUCUUAUUCACCAAAGCGCACGCGCUAUGUCACGAUGUGAAUCAAAGCACCAAGGGACCGGGGCACGUCGAUAUCAUCCUAGGAUUUUCAACGGGUGACAUCAUCUGGUACGAGCCCAUGUCGCAGAAGUACACGCGCAUCAAUAAGAACGGGGCGAUCAACAACACUGCGGUAUCGGACAUUCGAUGGCUCCCCAACAGCGAGAACCUCUUCCUCGCAGCGCACAUGGAUGGGAGCCUAGUCGUCUAUGACAAGGAGAAAGAAGACGCGCCAUUCGUUGCUGAGGACCCAGAUCAGGUUCAGCCCGAGACGGAGAAGAAGGCGCGACUUGUCGUGAGGAAAUCAGUAAACUCAAAGAAUCAGAAGUUUAACCCGGUGUCGUACUGGAAGACAUCGAACUCGAGGAUUAAUGCAUUUGCCUUUUCGCCAGACUGCCGACAUCUUGCAGUAGUGUCGGAGGAAGGCUCGUUUCGCAUCAUUGAUUUCCUAAAAGAACAAUUGCUACAUCAAUACAUGAGCUAUUAUGGUGGUAUGAUAUGUGUGUGCUGGUCUCCGGACGGCCGAUACGUUGUUACUGGAGGUCAAGAUGAUCUUGUCUCCAUCUGGUCGUUGGAGGACAGCAUGCUUGUGGCACGUUGCCAGGGACACAACUCGUGGGUCACUGCAGUGCAAUUCGAUCCUUGGCGAUGCGACGAGCGAAACUACCGUAUAGGAAGUGUUGGGGAAGACUGCCGGCUACUUCUGUGGGACUUCAGCGUUGGCAUGCUCCACCGACCGCGAGCGGCAUCAGUGAGACCACGCAGCAGUGUUACGUCGGCGACGCUUCAGAUGCAACGGACACGAACAGAUGGGUCUACUUCGCGGCUGCGAUCGAACUCGAAUCUCACGUCGGGAAGCAUGGUGGACGAGGAAGAAGUGGUGCACGAGGUCGAGCCUCGGGCGCGAACGGCAAUGCUGCCGCCAGUUAUGGCGAAAAAGGUCGACGAGCAUCCGCUAUGCUGGCUGGGAUUUGAGGAAGAUUGCAUCAUGACAUCGUGCAGCAAUGGACACAUUCGAACAUACGAUCGACCGAAGGAGGGCGCGGGCAGCGACGAGACGCGUUCGACGUCUGCGAGCGCGAGCAACGUGUAG